Messenger RNA from Rhizophagus irregularis DAOM 181602=DAOM 197198, 692 nucleotides. RefSeq lists its product as uncharacterized. Lineage: Eukaryota; Fungi; Glomeromycota; Glomeromycetes; Glomerales; Glomeraceae. The record is from RefSeq and is a predicted model, not a curated record. Gene Ontology annotation, biological process: mitochondrial electron transport, NADH to ubiquinone.
AAAAAAAUGUCUGAAAUAUCAGCUUUAUAUAGACGCUCUCUAAAAACUGCUUUAAAUUGGUAUGUAGAUCGUGUAUUAUGGCGUCCUGUGGCUUUAGAAAUACGCGCUCGUUUUGAAGCAAAUAGAAACGUUACUUCUACACAAGAGUUACGUAAAAUUAUACUUGCUGCCGAAAAAGAACUUGAAGAAAAUAGUCAUCCUGAUCCUUACAAAUAUCCAACUGCACCGGGGGGUACAAAAUGGGAAAGAAAUAUUCCUCCACUAUUAUUUGGAGAAAAUCCAGUAAUAUCCUAAUAUUAUUCAAUGUUUUCCUAAACUAUUUAAAUUGCUAACUACAAUUUUAAUAAAUAGGAAGGUCGCCAUCAUUAACUUAUAGUAUAAUAAUGAAAUUAAAAAAAUUGGUACAAUACUUUAUAAAGUCAUCAUUGGACUUCAGCUGAAUAAAAAUCUUAGAUUAUGAAAGAACAUUAGAAACUAGUUUAAGUAUUUCUUCAAUACUCUUACCAACAUUUUUCAUAUCUUUUGCAACAAUCUGCCACUGUUCGCCAUGGUGAGGUUCAGCAGUUACACAUCUUGUAAUUACGUCUUGUUGUUGUUGCUGUUAAAUAAUAUUUAUAUAUAUUAGUAACAAUUUAGCCUAUGAAGUCAAAUUUAAUAUUUAAUAAAUACCUCUGUUCCGUGUUGACAUUCAA